Molecule: messenger RNA, 4799 nt
Organism: Hemibagrus wyckioides
Lineage: Eukaryota; Metazoa; Chordata; Actinopteri; Siluriformes; Bagridae
Gene: mier3b
Product: mesoderm induction early response 1, family member 3 b
Exons: 13
Coding region: 583-2100 (505 amino acids)
Biological process (GO): negative regulation of transcription by RNA polymerase II
Cellular component (GO): nucleoplasm
Molecular function (GO): histone deacetylase binding; transcription corepressor activity
Source: RefSeq, a predicted model, not a curated record
GGGAAAGCUGGAAAGAAGUGUUAGAUUUAAAAUCCGUCUAUUUGAUGAUUUCAGGGCACGGCUUUUUAUUUUCUAGAAACGGUUUAUGUAAUGCACUUUCUGUUUGAUGCACAGCGUUGUUUUUCUCUCACAGGCGUGGACAGUAUGCAGUAGAAAGGUGCAUUUAUAGAGGGAUGUAUCGCGGCUCGAGAGGCCUUUUUUCUGUUAUCGAGUCCCGUUAGCUUGCGCUAGCUGUCCGCUCAGAGCCGCGGCAAAAACACGGCCGACAAAAAAACUGCGCUCGCUGAAUUAUCAUCAUUUUGGUGUGAAUAAUCAAGGGAAAAAAUCUUGAAUGGAAUUAGUUUUGUUUUUAUCAGGUGUUAUGAGCGUGUUAAGGAGCCGUUUGUCUCUUGUGCAUAUGUUAGAAUUGUGAAAUUCGGGCUAUAUUUCGUGCAGUAAAGGUUUGUUUAUGUUUUUCUCCCCCCGCAGCUCGGACAUGAGCAGCUUUGCUCCGCGAGCAAAAUAAAACACGCUUCCCUCGGGAGUUCAAGCCCUGUUGGCUCUCUGUCCUCGGAGGAUCAUGACUUUGACCCGACAGCAGAGAUGCUGGUCCAUGAGUAUGACGAUGAGCGGACUUUAGAGGAGGAAGAGGCGCAGGAAGGAGACAAGAAUUUCAGCGCUGAACUGGCGGAUCUGGAGAAGGAAGGGAAUAUGCCUCUGGAGGAACUGUUGGCUAUCUAUCGUUAUGACCCAUCAGUCAACACAACUGCAGGGUCGAGCAUGGACAGCUCCUCCGUCGAACUGGCUGAUGACCUUCCAGACAUGACCCUGGAUAAGGAAGAGAUAGCCAAAGAUCUGCUGUCGGGAGACUAUGAGGAAGAGACGCAGUCUUCAGCUGAUGAUCUGACCCCUUCUGUUACCUCCCAUGAAGCCACUGACUUUUUCCCAAGAACACUCAGAUCCAACACUACUUAUGACGGUGAUAAAGAGUCUGAGGGAGAGGAGGAGGGUCUUAGUCCUGAGGAUUCAAGAAAGGAAAUAAUGGUUGGGUCACAGUACCAAGCAGAAGUUCCUGUAGGUCUGAGCUUCUACUCUGAUGAUAAGGUGUUUGCAGAGGAAGAUCAGUUGCUCUGGUGUCCUGACGUGUUGCCAGAGAGGAAAGUGGAGGACUACCUCAGAAAAGCACUGUCUCGGACUACAGACAGUAGCACAGAAAACUCUACAUGUGGAGGACACGUACAAGACGAUGAACAGGCUUUGUAUGAGCUUGUGAAAUGUAACUACAAUACAACCGAGGCCCUAAUGCGGUACUGCAGUAAUCCGAAAACCUCAAAAGAAGAUUCGCCACCGUGGUCGGAAGAAGAGUGUCGAAAUUUUGAGCAUGCGCUACAGAUUUAUGAAAAGAACUUCCAUCUAAUUCAGAAAAACAAGGUUCCAACGAGGACCGUGGCAGAGUGUGUAGCGUUUUACUACAUGUGGAAAAAGUCUGAACGUUUUGAUUAUUUUGUUCAGCAGAAUCGGUUCGGGAAAAAGAAAUAUAGCAUUUAUCCCGGUGUGACAGAUCUGAUGGACCGUUUAGUGGAUGAGGCAGAAGGUCUGGCGGUGGAUGGCUCUUCGUCUGUGUGCUCAGGUGGAGCAGGAGGGAGGAUGGAGGUGUCUGCGGAACAGCAGCUCGGCCUUCUUAACACAAUCACUGCCAGUGACCUCACAGCUCUGAGUAACAGCGUGGCGUCCGUGUGUAGCCAGGCUGAUGUGAGCUGCUUGGACUCAUCUUACUUCCCCCCUUUGGAGACUUUCCACCGUGGAGCGCUGACUCACGAUGAAGCUACUCUAGGCUAUGGCGCAAGUGGUGAUGCUGGCUGCCUCGGCGUCCUCGACUCGGCUCUAUAUCGCUCGGAGCUCGGCCAGCUCAGCGUGUGCAGCAGCAAGGAGUGCGAGCGUCCUUCCAAACGCCUCCGGAUGGGCCUCGCCGACUCGUUUAUCAACGACACACACCGCAUCACAGGAGCCAAGAUGGCCGUCUCACUCACAGACUUCAGCAGCAUAGCGAGCGGAGACGCAAACGCUUUCAUCAGCACCCAUUCGCGCCAUCACCAACACACUGCACUGCAGUCUGACUGACCACAACACACACACACACACACAACCUGUACAGAUCCCACCCACUGACUGAACCUUAGUUUCUUUUUUUAAUUAUGUAUAAAUAUACUUUUUUUUUUUGUAAUAUGACAUCAGUGAUGUCUUUAUUGUACAGAGCUACGAAAUCUUGAUUUAUCAAGAGUUUAUAUAGCCAUUUAUUUUUCUGGUUCUUUAGAUAAAUAUCGCUAUAUAAGCAUCGAUUUACAGUUUAAAACAUUAAAUGCUGGAGGUAGAGAGCUGUGAUAGUUGCUCUCUUAUCGUAUUUACUCAUCCCUGUUACCGAAGCCUUCAGUUUCACUUUCCUGUGAAAAAGAAUUGUUGCCAGAAACUGCAUUGACUUCUUUUUGUUUUGUACCUUUUAUCAUUUGUAAGUUGAUUUUUAUCUAAAUUGGUACUGUUUUUGAUGUUUACACAAGCCGCGAGACACCGGGGUUCGGCACAUGUAGCAUUUUGUAUAUCAGGAAACUUUCUUAAAUUGGGGAUUUGCAGCAAAAACCACAUAUCUAUUACAAUGAAGAGCACUUCUUUACGAGCUAGAAUAUUUUUGGGCUUUUUUUUUUGUUUUGUUUUGGUUUUUUUUGCUCUGUGAAUGCAUGCCAUGUGUCCUGCCUGCAUUUUUUUUUUUUUUUUUUUUUUUUUUAAGGAGCCGUGAGCUUGCCACUGUAUGUUAGUGUUUCUUACGACGAGAAUUGCGUAUUUGUCCAGUCUGUCGGUAGCCGUGUGAUCGUUCUAGUUUGGCCGGUUUUAAGUGUUUUUUAAGCUUUAAAAAUUCACACUUCGAUGUGCAACUUCACAUAUCAUCAGGGUUUUUAUGCGAACCUCUCGCUGAGGGUUUGGAAGAUAUGAGUAGCGAGGGUGCCAAUAUUAUUCCCUCUGCUUAUACUUCCAUGAAAAAGGCAGCUGAACUAUUAGGUACAUCUUACAACCAGGACAUGCGUUUGAUCCGCACGCAGAUCCACCCAGGAUGACCCUUUUGGAGUGUCGUUUUAAAGUGGGACUCGCUUGGUGACAGUAUUAUACAUACGUUUUCUGUCGUGAAGACGCUACGUCAGGAAGGCGCUAAACAGAACUGCUUACAGAUUCUCAUAUAGACACGUGCCAUUACGGGUCGCUCGUGUGGUUCUUGGAAACGUGAUAUUAGUUGGGUUAGUUCUUACGGUUAUUUCAGCUAUUCAGCGUCAGAUGCUUUGCCCUAUUUGUUAGGCUUGCUGUGCUGUAAAACCAUCCCAUAUAAUAUUCUGCCAUAUUUUUUUUUUUGUAUACUGUAUGCACCGAGCAGAUGGGACUCGAGUCUGGGGAAAACGAACGCUUUUUGUUCUGAACAUCCAAAACUCAUUUCAGAGAAAGGUUGAGUCAAGAUAUAUAUAUAUAUCUAUCUAUAUCUCUAUAUAUAGAUAUAUAUAUAUAUAUAGAUAUAUAAAAUAAGGUUCUUGUUUAUUAUGGCAAUAAUAUGUAGAUAUGUACAGAUUGUUUAAUUGUUGUAUUUCUUCUAAUAUUCCUUAAAUACGUUAUGCUCUUUUUUUUUUUUAUUAUUAUUAUUAUUUGUUUUUUCUAGUAAGAUCUGUAUUGGUCAUCCAUGCCAGCUGUGGCUAUUUUACAAAUGACCACUAAAAUGUCCUUUUUUUUUUACACAAGUGGGAGAUGUAUAGAGAUCUGCAUGGCACAUUCUCUUCUGCGAUUCGGUUCAGGACGCCCCACUACGAGUGCAAGACCAUUCAUCUCAGCUCAAAAAAAGGGUGUGGAAAUGCAUUUCAUUUCUUUUCAUCAAAUAAGCUGCUAUCGGUCAAUGUGAAAAACUGCACCUGAUGAGUAGAGAAUCACAGAGCUGAGGGUUAAACUGCACUGCUGCUGCUGCGUGUGUGUGUGUGUCCAGGAGUCAUGCUGGAGUAGAAAUACGUCUUGCAGAUGUUUCGAGUGGGAUUUUUACACAACUCAAAACAAGGACAUUCCUAUCGAAGAGAUUUUUCUUGUGUCUUACCUUUUUUUUUUUUGUGCUUUGUGGAAAAACCUUCCCCGCUGCCUCAAAUGCAAGCUUUCUCAGCUCCAGAUUUUCUGCUGGAGUGAAUGUAAUUCGUUUUUGUUUUAAUGUUUGAUAGAUCUAACGUGAGCGAGACGUUGCUUUUCCCACUCGCUGCACGUGAAAGUGAUGGAAUGGAUCAUAUCGGUGCGUUUUAUUCCGCUUUCAGCAGCGUCUCCUCUCGUGCACUGCCAUGUUACGUCCUUUCCUGUCGGAUGUGCACCGAGGCGACGAGCCCGGUUCCUCGUGCUUUCGAUUAUUUAUAGAAAAUGAUCAGAAUGCUCAGUGUACAAGUCGUAGUGAGUUCCACACGUCCAAGUUGCCUGGUAAAUGUUUUGAGUUUGUGUAUUCAUCACGUUCAUUUCGAACAGAAUUAUCGUCUCUGAUCCAUUCACGGGAGAAACUUAUAAAAAGGGAAAAUACAAUUGUGAAUAACAGCGACAUAUAACUAUAAAUGUUUAUCCAGAAAUAUAGACAAUCAUAACAUUUAAUAACUGAAUUAUUCCAACAUAUUGUUUAUAAUAUGUAAAUACAAUUAUAUUGCUUUUGUUUUGUUUUUUUUUGCUUUUGCAUUUGUUUAGGUAUUAUUUUGUAUUUUUUGUUGUACUUUAUUACUUGAUGUAAAACAUCCAGAAAUAAAGCUCUGGAAACAGUUGUGAGAGAG